Nicotiana tabacum (common tobacco) is the source of this 1159-nucleotide messenger RNA. RefSeq lists its product as uncharacterized. Lineage: Eukaryota; Viridiplantae; Streptophyta; Magnoliopsida; Solanales; Solanaceae. Gene Ontology annotation, molecular function: SNAP receptor activity. Gene Ontology annotation, biological process: retrograde vesicle-mediated transport, Golgi to endoplasmic reticulum. The record is from RefSeq and is a predicted model, not a curated record. Gene Ontology annotation, cellular component: SNARE complex; endoplasmic reticulum.
UGCUUUCCUCUCAUGUACAUACACAUUUCAAGCAAGUAUAGUAUGAGCAAAUAUGUUUGUUCAUAUGGGUAAACUGUUUUGCUUCUGCAUCGCGUUUCAGUAUAAUAACAUUUUUUUAUCACUACUAUUGAUGGAGUAAAUUAUGCCUUCUUAAGAGAACUAUUUUCGUGUGGGGCAAACGAGGCUACAAUUUAAUUUUCUCUACGAUUUCCGUUUUGUGAUUCUCAAAUGAAAGGAACAUGCACUAGGAAUUCGGCUCCCACUAGGGUCAAUUGGGCGGAGUGGUAACUCAUUUGAGGCCCUUCCGUUUUUUCCCCAAUUUAAGUACUGGAGUUUUUUAGAGGGUGUCAUGGGUUUGAGCAAAACUGAAGUGAACUUGAAGAGAUUGCUUGUAACUGCACCACAACAGCAAAAUCAAGCAAAGCUUAUACAUUAUGUUGCUACUUUGCGUGAACUGCUGGAGCAGGUGGCUGAAGAGAGGAAUCCAGACGGAUUACCAAGAGUUUCAAAAGCUAAGGUGAACGAAUAUGCAGAGAACAUUGAAGCCAUUGCUGCCAAGUUAGCUGUGCCCAUGUCUGAUGUGCAAACACCUGAGGAACCUGUGGCUGAGACUUCAAGCAGCGGAACUCCCAAAGCAGAAGACAGUGUGAGUUCUGCUUCUGAAGGACUGAGAAGAAGAGUCGGGGUCCAUUCAAACAAUGAGGAGAGAUCUCAAGACUCCAUCGAUUCUGAUCAAUCAGCUGCAGUCAAACUGGAUGAUGCUGCACGGACACAUAUUGAGAAGCACAGGAAACUUCAGGAGGACUUGACUGACGAAAUGGUUAUUUUGGCACGGCAGCUCAAAGAGAGUAGUCUCAUGAUGAAUCAAUCUAUCAAAAAUACUGAGAAAAUACUUGAUUCAACUGAGAAAGCAGUUGAGCAUAGCCUAGCAAGUACAGGGCAUGCAACUUCCAGGGCUAUGGAUGUGUAUUCCCGGAGUUUCAAGACUACAUGCUUCCAGUGGCUCUUGAUCUUUGUCAUGACAUUAGUUUUUGUCAUGGUUGUAUUACUUAUUCGAGUGACUUAGCAGCCGACCCCUUUGUUAGUGGAGAUUUGACAAAAUGUUUGGUUUUAUUGUUACCGUGUAUAGUAAUGUAAUCUGUAAUUUUAGUUUAACAAA